AUGUGGAGAGGACUUCCAUCAGAUUUACCAGCAGGAAUUGACAAUCUCGAUUAUACAGAUGAUGUCUACGGAACAGACAAUGAUAGGUUCAAAGAUGGAAGAGAUAAUAGUACAUCUACAUACCCCGUGCUAAAGACUCCGUACUAUGGUUCCCGAUAUAGCGUACCCAGAAAGCCUCUUCCUAAUGAUUCGGCCAAUACCCGGGUUGAAAAUCAAUUAAAACUAGUGAAGGAGGCAAAUUUCUGGAGUUCAUUGGAAGAGGAAUUCCGAAAUUCAUUUGAAGAGCAAUUACGAAAUGCCGAGGUUGAGUUAGAACGCGCAUUGGAAAGUCUGCGUACUGCAAAUACGCAGUCCCGUUUCAAUUAUGAAGAAAGUGAUAGGCACCUACCACAACAGGAGAUACCGCAGCCCUCUAUUCACCCUACGGACAGGCUCACGAGUUGUAACAUCUGUGUUGAAGAUUUCUCCAACACUGUCACACGGCCGGCGUGGAUAUCAAUAGCUUGUGCUCAUGAACCCUCGGUAUGCAACAUCUGUAUAUCAAAGAGUAUAAAAUCAGAUCUUGAGACGAGAAUCUGGGAUCAGAUUAGAUGCCCGGAAUGCCAGACAUUACUCAUUUAUGACGAUAUCAAGCGACUCGCUGACCCAGAGACUUUUGAGAGGUAUGAAAGACUUUCAUUUAGAAGCGCAGUAGGCUCAGACGAAAAUUUCAUCUGGUGUCAGCAAUGUGAUUUUGGCCAACUGCAUGAAAAAGGUGCUUCUGAACCUAUUGUUCGCUGUCUGAACUGUGGCUUCCGGUCUUGUUAUCUUCAUGCAGGACCCUGGCAUUCAGGGCUUACGUGUGACGAGUAUGAUGAGAUGUUGCAAAACCCAGACGAAUAUCAGAGCGUCAGGGGCAGAGAUAAUUCGGACCUGGAAAUGACAAGGCGACUCCAAGGAGAACAGGAUUUGGAAGCUGCUCAAGAGAUUAGCAAUCGAGACCAACGCAAAGAGGAGGAACGACAAAAACGUCGUCACAGGGAGGAAAGAGAGAAGGCAGGGGCUGCUCAGUUGAUGGAAGCUGAAAGAAGGAGAAAGGAGCGACAGCGAACGGAAGAAGAGGAACGAGCCAGGGAGACCAAACGACAGCAAGAGAAGAUUAGAAAAGAAGAUCAAGAGAGACUACUCAUGGACGCCAGGAGACAGAGGGAGAAUGCAUUAUCCAUGGAAACAAUGAAGCAGACGACGAAACAGUGUCCUGGAUGCGAGCGGCCUAUUGAAAAGAACAGGGGCUGUGACCAUAUGACAUGCCUGAAAUGCGGUGCUCAAUUCUGCUGGGUAUGUCUGAGCGACUACAAGCAGAUUCGGUUGUACGGAAAUUCAAGACAUCAACCAAAUUGUCCAUAUCGUUCAAGAAAUCUACUAUAG
This is a messenger RNA of Talaromyces marneffei, 1407 nucleotides long. RefSeq lists its product as uncharacterized. The coding region runs from base 1 to 1407 and encodes 468 amino acids. The record is from RefSeq and is a predicted model, not a curated record. NCBI's taxonomy places the organism in Eukaryota, Fungi, Ascomycota, Eurotiomycetes, Eurotiales, Trichocomaceae. The transcript has 3 exons. Gene Ontology annotation, biological process: positive regulation of proteasomal ubiquitin-dependent protein catabolic process; ubiquitin-dependent protein catabolic process; protein polyubiquitination. Gene Ontology annotation, molecular function: ubiquitin protein ligase activity; zinc ion binding; ubiquitin conjugating enzyme binding. Gene Ontology annotation, cellular component: cytoplasm; ubiquitin ligase complex.